Racocetra persica is the source of this 360-nucleotide messenger RNA. The record is from the annotation of a GenBank genome assembly. NCBI's taxonomy places the organism in Eukaryota, Fungi, Glomeromycota, Glomeromycetes, Diversisporales, Gigasporaceae.
GUACUCUAUAUCGCAAUUAAUGAUGCACCUUCAUGGGUGAUUAGUCGCGCGAAUACCAUGGCUGAAUUACGUGGAUGGAGCCGUUUUAUUGGAUUACAAACUCGAUAUAAUUUGCUAGACCGAUCCAUGGAAUUUGAUUUGCAGUCGGCAUGUGCUGAAGUUGAUGUUGGAAUCAUUCCUUGGGGUUGUCUGGCUGAAGGUUUCUUAACUGGAAAGUACACUAAAGAUUCAGAUACAAGUAUAGAAAAAAUUGGUGGACGUAGUUAUUCGGUUUCUAACUCAGCAAGUAAUGAAAGAAAUUGGGAAAUUCUUGAUGAAGUUAAAGCUAUUGCUUCUGAAAUCAAUAAAAGCCCUUCUCAG